GAGAGAGAGCAACAAGCGAACGAGGAGCAACAUGAAACUUUAAAAAAAUACUCAUGCAACAUCCUGAAAGAGACUCUGUUGGAGAGACAACUCAAUGAGGAAAGACAUCCCUUUUAUCAUGCCAUUCACAGAUCCACUGCUGGCCUUUGUCUCCUCCCUGGCAAUAGCGGAGUUCAGUCUCUUGUGCACGUACUGUUACCCCGGCUCAUAGGCUCGUCUUCUAGGAAAUACACAAGACAACACGUCCAUUUGUUGAAUUCUGCACAGAAAUCGUGAUGGAGGCAGACAUUAAGUGGCUCUGGAAGAAGACUCAAACUGAAGAGUUUUACGAACCUUACACAACGAGCUAUGAGGUCGUCCUCGGCACUCGACAACCCUUGCUCGAGGAUCACUUCACUUGUGCCCUUAGACACCUCUUCAGGGUGAAAAUGGAAGGUGAGGUAAAAUGGUUAUGGAAAGGCACGGCAACGGAGACCUACUUCGAGCCUCACACAACGUGCUACCAACUUGGACUGUCCACCCAUGAACCUUUACGCGAGGAGCAUGUUGUUCAAGCGCUGAGACACCUCUUUAGGAAGGUCCCCUCUCUGCGUGCGUGUUACGGGGAGCGACAUGGCGAGAGGUGGAUGAGAGAGAUGGCAGAAGAGAUCAUCGACUUCGAAGUGAUCUCAGACGUUACAAUAGAUGAUGAGCUACACCACUCAAUGCACACUAUUAGCCUUAACAACGACAAGGGCCCCUUGUGGUGCGCCAGACUCUUGCCCGGAGUAGCAGAAUUCAACAUGUCAGAGUUUCCUAACGUCAGUACACUGUUUCUGGUUGUUAAUCAUAGCAUAUCGGAUGGGACUUCCAACAUGAAGACUUGCGGUUUCUUUGUUCAGCUCCUUGAUUCUGUGAUCGCUGGAAAACCUAUUGAUGAUAAGGAACAGCUUGGAGUGUUCGUGUCGGAUGAAAAGACGCAGAAACUGAUUCAGGAACAAUUAGACUUCCUGGAGGCUAACCCUGACCUGAUGCUGAAGACAAAGGAAGAGGUUCACACGCACCAGAGUAUGCGCUCUCUUGUGAAAUCGACUUAUAAAGCAGUGGGAGACACCGUGGCAAAAACUCUAACGUUGACGAAAGAACUGGAUCCAGAUGCCACAACCUCCUUCAUCAAACGGUGUCGGGCUGAAGGUGUCACCGUCAACUCGGCUUUCACAGCUCUUGCCAACAUUACCACGGUGGAUAUCCUGGUCGAAGGAGGACUCGAGCUGGACACAUACACCAUCCGGGGCGACCACCUUUUUAACGCUCGUAGGUACUGGGGAGGGGACACCUCUCAGUACCUGGGUUGUCAUGUACUACCUCUAAAGCCUGUGCUUAUCGAAACUCCGCGCAGUGUUGGCGAGAACUUCUGGGAUUUUGCGAGACUGACUCACCAGAAGCUCUUGAAGAAAAUUAAGGGUGUCACAGCAUUGCAAGAGGAAGCCAUUAAACCCUUCGUGCCAAAGAACCCGGACUUCAACCCUCAAUAUGAAUUUGAAUUUGUUUUAACCAACAUGGGAGAUGUAACGGAAACAGUAACCGAAGGCGGCCAAAAUGUAAAUGUAAUUAAUGUAAUUAGGUCUGUCUGCAUACAAAGUGCUCCCAUUGCCUUUGAUAGUUUCAUUCACAGUUUCCGUGGGCGCUUUAUGCACACUCUUGUCUACAACCCUUCAUUCAUUAGCCCAAAAAUGGCAAAAGACUAUUGUGAGAAGAUUUUUAACUAUAUCCGAUUUUUUUAUGUAUAAUCUGCAUAUCAGAGGAAGUAUAUACCUGGAUAAAAAUAUUCGAAACUACUAACAUUAAAACUAACAUAAUUUACAAAUAUAGAAAUAUCUCUAGAAACCUACUCUUAAUUUAAUUCAUCCUAACAAUUCAUAUACGAAACAUGUAUUUAAUCUGUGUAUCUUAUAAGAGAUCGAGCCUAGGAGGUUCUCUCACUAACUUGGGGUGGCACAGGCAGUGCAUUGUUAGGUUUCUAGUGUAUACUGUUAAAAAGUAUAUUUUAUCUUUAACAAUAAUGUUUAUUCUGAUGUUAUAUUUCCAAGAUGUUAUAUAUAAUUUUCUUGUGAUGAUACUCAUUGCAAUUAAACACAACGUCAAGUAUAAUAAAGAAUAAAUAUGCUAAUCA
Molecule: messenger RNA, 2152 nt
Organism: Penaeus monodon (black tiger shrimp)
Lineage: Eukaryota; Metazoa; Arthropoda; Malacostraca; Decapoda; Penaeidae
Source: RefSeq, a predicted model, not a curated record